AUGUCUGAUACGGUUGAACCAGACUACGUUGAGGGUCUGGGUAUUAGCUCUGGAAAUGGUGGUGGUUACGGUCUAAACACGCCGAGCGCAGGCGAUUUAGAGAAUGGAUUCGCAAGCGGGCCCCUCAACGGUGGGGAAAAUCUCGGAGCGUCUGUGCGUGGUACGCUCGAUGAACCUGUGAGUGCAACUCUCAAGCGUGAUAUUUAUGAGAUCAACGGGCGCCUGAAACAGGUUGUGUACCCUCACUUUCCCUUUGGCGCUGGCGUAGCUGCAGAAGAAUCAGAGAUAACAGCCUCCGCAGACCUUUGGGCCCCUCUAUGUUUCACUAUAUUGUACGCAUUGGCUCUGUCGUUUGGGAGGACGCUCUUUUCCAGUCUUUUUGUGCUGUCGUGGGCCUCAAUGCUUGCGAUGGGAUUGCAUCUGCGCGCAACUAAGCCGCAUGCCGCAGUGUCCUUGAUGUCUUACGUGUCAGGAACCGGCUACUGUCUGUUUCCGCAGGUGAUAAAUGCUGUUUUUAGCUCGGUGUUAUUCCCACUGUUCGUGCAUGUGUUUCCUGCGGUUUCAUGGCGACUUAGAAUAUUGGUUCUGCUUCGCAUCAUCACAUUUGUGCUGUGUUCUGCAUGGUCCUACAAGGCUGCGUGCGUCGUUACCUGCUCAAAUACUAGUGUAGAGCGGUAUCCACUUGCGCUAUUUUUGGUGGGCCUUGGUUGGCUUUGCGUAGUUCUAUAG
Messenger RNA from Lachancea fermentati, 729 nucleotides. Lineage: Eukaryota; Fungi; Ascomycota; Saccharomycetes; Saccharomycetales; Saccharomycetaceae. The record is from the annotation of a GenBank genome assembly.